This is a messenger RNA of Cucumis melo (muskmelon), 3714 nucleotides long. RefSeq lists its product as uncharacterized. Gene Ontology annotation, molecular function: DNA binding; protein dimerization activity. The record is from RefSeq and is a predicted model, not a curated record. The coding region runs from base 415 to 3117 and encodes 900 amino acids. The transcript is spliced from 8 exons. NCBI's taxonomy places the organism in Eukaryota, Viridiplantae, Streptophyta, Magnoliopsida, Cucurbitales, Cucurbitaceae.
CCCAAAAAAAACUAUAAUUAAUUCAAGGAGAAACCCUAGAGUAAGGAGCCGAGUUGAAACCCAUCUCACCCAGAUGUUUCUACUCGCGACUCACGAUUCCACCAGCGAUCCGACCAGCCCUUCGUCAAACUCCUUUCUCUCAACCCUUUUAGCUUGAAAUCAAAUUCCCUUUUCAAUUCUCUGAUACCAAACAAAGAUAGUGAAUGUCGUUGCAAUCAAAAUGAUCAGAAAGGGCUCGGAAUUCAUUAACAUUCAAGCUAAUGAAGGCUGUGCCGUUUUAUUGAUCAACAAGCUAUUGAGAUCGAAUUGUAACCGGAGUUCACUGGUGGUGACAAGUGCUUCAAAAUAUGAACUGACCGAUCUCUAAACAGAGGCCCAUAGACUUGGGCUCAGUUAGGCCCUAGUGUUGUAGCAAUGAUGGCCCCUAUUCGCACCUCUGGAUUUGUUGAUCCAGGGUGGGAGCAUGGAGUUGCUCAAGAUGAAAAGAAGAAGAAAGUUAAAUGCAAUUACUGUGGGAAAAUAGUAAGUGGUGGCAUAUAUAGAUUGAAGCAACAUUUAGCUCGAGUUUCAGGGGAAGUUACUUAUUGUGACAAGGCUCCGGAGGAAGUAUAUUUGAGAAUGAGAGAAAACCUUGAAGGUUGUCGUUCCAAUAAGAAACCAAGGCAAUCUGAAGAUGAUGAACAGUCCUAUUUGAACUUCCAUUCCAAUGAUGAUGAAGAAGAUGGUUCACAUGUGACAUAUAGAAAUAGAGGAAGGCAACUGAUGGGAAACAGGAAUGUUGGUACUAACAUGACCCCUCUGAGGUCAUUAAGAUAUGUUGAUCCUGGAUGGGAACAUGGUGUGGCUCAAGAUGAAAGGAAGAAGAAGGUAAAGUGCAACUACUGUGAAAAGAUAGUAAGUGGAGGUAUUAAUAGGUUUAAACAGCAUCUAGCCAGAAUUCCUGGAGAAGUGGCUCCUUGCAAACAUGCUCCCGAGGAAGUGUAUCUUAAGAUCAAAGAGAAUAUGAAAUGGCAUCGUACUGGAAGGAGACAUGUACAGACUGAUGCCAAUGAGAUAUCGGCUUAUUUUAUGCAAUCAGAUAAUGAAGAAGAAGAAGAAGAGAAAGAGGAAUCGCUGCAUCAUAUUAGCAAGGAAAGGUUUAUUGAUGGUGACAAAAGAUUGAGCAAAGAUUUGAAAAGUACUUUCAGGGGAAUGGCCCCUGGUGGAGGAUCCGAACCGUCAGUUAAAAGGUCAAGGUUAGAUUCUGUUUUUCUGAAAACCACCAAAAGACAAACUGAACAGGUGCAGAAACAAGCUUUAGUAAAAAGAGGAGGCAAUAGGAGGUCACGGAAAGAAGUGAUGACUGCAAUUUGCAAAUUCUUUUGCUAUGCAGGAAUUCCUUUUCAAUCUGCAAAUUCUGUUUACUUUCAUAAGAUGUUGGAGACAGUUGGUCAAUAUGGAUCAGGCUUGGUUGGCCCUUCAUGCCAACUUAUGUCUGGUCGAUUAUUACAGGAGGAAGUUGCAACUAUUAAGUCUUACCUGGUUGAGUUGAAGGCCUCCUGGGCAGUUACUGGUUGUUCAAUUCUGGUAGACAAUUGGAAAGGCUCAGAUGGUAGGGCUUUUAUAAACUUUUUGGUUUCUUGCCCCCGUGGUGUUUACUUUGUGUCGUCAGUUGAUGCCAUGGAAAUAGUAGAUGACCCUUCAAACUUGUUUAGAGUUCUUGAUGGAGUGGUUGAUGAAAUUGGAGAAGAAAAUGUGGUGCAGGUAAUCACUGAGAAUACUCCCAUUUAUAAAGCUGCUGGGAAAAUGCUUGAGGAGAAGAGAAGAAAUUUAUUCUGGACUCCAUGUGCAACCUAUUGUGUCGAUCACAUGCUUGAAGAUUUUUUGAAAUUGAGAUCCGUGGAAGACUGCAUGGAAAAGUGCCAAAAAAUUACCAAGUUUAUUUAUAAUAGGAGCUGGUUGUUAAAUUUUAUGAAGAAUGAAUUCACCCAGGGACUGGAACUUCUGAGGCCUUCAGUUACUCGGAAUGCCUCUAGCUUUGCUACUUUGCAGUGCUUGCUAGAACACAAAGGUAGUUUACGGAGAAUGUUCGUCUCCAGUGAGUGGACUUCUAGCAGGUUUUCUAAAUCUAGUGAGGGACAAGAAGUAGAGAUGAUUGUCUUAAAUCCUUCAUUUUGGAAGAAGGUGCAAUAUGUUUGUAAAUCUGUGGAACCAGUAUUGCAAGUUCUUCAAAAAGUUGAUUCUGUUCAAAGCUUGUCAAUUUCAUCCAUAUAUAAUGAUAUGUACAGAGCCAAGUUUGCUAUACAAUCCAUUCAUGGUGAUGAUGCCAGGAAAUAUGGACCCUUCUGGAAUGUGAUAGAUAACAACUGGAAUUCUUUAUUUUGCCACCCUUUACACAUGGCUGCGUUUUUCUUAAAUCCAUCAUACAGAUAUCGUCCUGAUUUUGUGGCGCAUUCGGAGGUGGCUCGUGGACUUAAUGAAUGCAUAGUUCGGCUAGAGUCCGACAGUUCUAGAAGGAUCUCUGCAUCUAUGCAGAUUUCUGACUAUAAUUCAGCAAAGUCUGAUUUUGGAACUGAGCUGGCUAUUAGUACAAGAACAGAGCUUGAUCCAGCUGCAUGGUGGCAACAACAUGGAAUCAGUUGCUUAGAGCUGCAACAAAUAGCUGUUCGCAUACUGAGUCAGACAUGUUCAUCUUUGUGUUUUGAACACAACUGGACCCCAUUCGCUAAAGAACAUAGUCAAAGGCACAAUACUUUGUCUCAGAGAAAAAUGGCUGAUUUGUUGUACGUCCACUACAACCUGCGACUUCGGGAACGCCAACUGAGAAAGCAAUCUAAUGAGUCAGUUUCUCUUGAUCAUAUUCUUAUGGAACACUUAUUGGAUGAUUGGAUUGUGGAACCCCAGAAACAAGGCAUGCAAGAAGAUGAGGAAAUCCUUUGUCCUGGAAUGGAGCCACUCGAUGCAUAUGAGAAUGAUUUGAUUGACUAUGAGGAUGGGUCAUCGGAUGGUCGGAAGGGUUGCCUUCAACUGGUUGGUUUGACUGAUAUAGACACAUUGGAUGUCAAUCCUGCCAAUGGAGGCGCUUCCACGGACAAUGAUGCCGAUGUUAAGUUUUACGACAAUGAGCUAAGUGACUAAAAUAGGGAUAUGGCAAUAAGAAAGAAGCUGAUCUUUUGAUGGCCAAGGCACUGCGAGAAUGUCCAAAUAGUGGCAUUUGCGGGAAGCCUGAAUAGAGAUGGUACCUUGCCCACGAUGUAAAACCAAGAGCAUUGAUGCACUUCAAAAAUAUGAUCAUGAUACUCACAUUGUUGCUGCUGUGGCCAAGUGGUUUUGGCAUUACAGGAAGGUUGACAUUGCUAGAACUUGGCUGAACAGGGCAGUAAUUCUUGCUUCAGGUGUUCGUGGUUUUACUACAAAUUCAAAAUUCAGCAGGGUACUGACGAGAAUCAGAAGAAACGUACUGAAGAGAUAUGUUGAUGCAGAAUCCAAACACAGUUGCAAAAUGGCGAACAAUUUCGAUGGCUGAGGAGAACUUCCAUCUAACGACUGAAGCAAUCUUGAAAAAACUAGUUGUUGCACUAGGUAAGGAGUAGGGCGCAGUUGAAAAGCAAAAUUUAGUUUCUACGAAGUUCAGAGUAUUUAGCCUCUCGCCUGUGAAUUCAUGUAUGAUUUAUUAGAAUCUGAGUUAUAUUAUCGAACUAUUUAAUCAAUGACUGAAAAUUAUGGCUUGUGAAA